Molecule: messenger RNA, 1965 nt
Organism: Encephalitozoon intestinalis ATCC 50506
Lineage: Eukaryota; Fungi; Microsporidia; Unikaryonidae
Exons: 1
Coding region: 1-1965 (654 amino acids)
Source: RefSeq, a predicted model, not a curated record
AUGAAAAGGAUUGAAACCAGAGAGAUGGAGAGGAAACUCAGUUUUGUAUUGAAGGAAAGAGAUAAAGGAUGGGGGAAGUCUGGGCCGAAGGAGUAUUCAAGAGUUCUUGUAGUUAAAGGCUAUAGAGUAGUUGUGUCUGGUAGCACAUUGUUUCUCAACGAAAAAAGAUUUGAGGACGAUGUCAUCUACUUGAGCAAGGAUGGGGAGAAGAUUGUUGUGACAAAGCAAAACGAAAUUAUCAUUCUGAACUUCUCCAAUUCCGCCAUUGAAAGGAUAAGCAUGGAAGCUAAGAUAAAAAGGGGAGAAGUAUGGGGAGAGUACUUGGGGAUUUUAUCAGAAGAUGGAUGUGUGGAUGUUUUCAAAGAUGGGAGGUAUGUGAAGAGAUGGGAGGAUGUGAAAGACUUUCUCCUUCCGGACUUUAUAGUUGGAGUUGACGAGAAGUUCAAGGAUUACAAAGGUGUGAAGAAGCUUUUAAGAAGCUGCAGCGGAGAUGGAAUCAUAGUUGUAACAGAGAAGAGUCUAAUUCUUGGAAAUAGUGAGACUGAGAAUAUACUUCAUAGAGGAGAUGUAGACUACGAUAGAAAUUCAGAGCCGUGCUACUAUCACUGUGACCUUCAUGGGGUAAAUCUAUUGGGAUCCAGCAACUCUUCGAAGUUCUUACUUCUUGGGAGUGAUCUUCAGGAAUUGGAAUUAGAAGAGGAAAUCAAACUUUUGGGACUGAGGACAGACGAGGAGUUCAAUGUCAGAUAUUUGACGGGAAUGGACUACUCUGGAGAGUAUGUGUAUCUCAUUGAUGAGGAUGGGGUUUUGAGCAGGUUCGAGACGUGUGGAAUAGAAAGCGAAAAAGAAGUUGGAGGAGACAUCAACUUCACGGAAAAAAGAUAUACUAUUUCAAAAGAAGGAGGACUGAAGAUUAUAGGUGAAGAGGACACAGUCCUACUCGAUAAGAAGGAAGAAAAGGAGAAGACAACGUUUUCAUCUCUAAAUAGUCUAUUGGACUCUGCCAAGGAAAACAAUACUUCGAUAGAAAAGGAAGAAAAUAAGCCUCAAGAAGAUGCCUCCACCUCCUGCAUAAAAUCAACGGGGGAUUCCCGGGUGGAUGCACUACUUGAAAGCAUUGCUUCUCAGAUAGAUGAGAUCUCCAGAGACUUCCAAAGCAUACGGGUUGAAAAGAAGACCUUCCGGAUGUACAAAUACAAUGCAAACGAUCUGUCAUUGUCUGUCGAGCAAGUAUAUGGAAAUAUCAUGAGGCUUGAAAGGUACAAAUCGAUAGAAAACGAAAUGGCUGAACAGCUUUCCUUGAUGCUUAGUAGCCUUGAAGUAUACAAAGGGAUUGAUGAGGAAAGUGUGAAAAAUGCAAUAAGAUUUAUUGAUAGCUCCAUAGAGGGAAUUUCGAAGGGGCGAAGAAAGAGGGUUGUGCAUUACACCAAGCCUUUGUUCUACGGCAUCGAGAAGGUAGAAGGGGUUGGGCACAGACUGGAUAUGACAUCUCCAAGAGUUCAGAAGACAUUGGAAAAUGUUGACUACAUAGAGAAGAAGUUGGAGAAUGACGACUUAGGAGGGAGUUUUGUGGAUCACUUUAGCCUUAACCAAGGACCUGUGGAUAACAUUGAAGAAAAGAAGGAAAAGCCGGCUCAGCAGCAAAGGGACACAUUCCCCAAAAAGGUAGAAGAUAGACCUCCUAAGGACCUUGCUACAAAUGAGGUGGUACCAAAAGAAACCCAUCUUCCCCCCUCCACACAGACAAUACAAAACUCCAGCAUCUUUGGACAGCCUAUUUCCCAAACAGGCUCUCCACAGUUCGGAGGUCUAUUCGGAAACUUCUCUCCGUCCAAUAUCUUCCAAUCCAUAACCAGCAAUCCUCCUCCUAUUCCCCCAACACUGCAGAAAAAGGAAGAAGAAUCUGAUCAGUCGGUUCCAAAUGCAUUUUCGAGAUUUGCAAAUAGUAGAAGUUUGUUCAAAUAA